UUUUUUUUUUCCUCUUGCUAUAGCUCAUCUAACUGUGUGCUACCAGGUCAGUGUCAUCAGAGCCAGAAUCAGUCAAGUCCAGGUGCUGGAGCUGGACGUCCUCUGGACUAUCCUGAGACGCACUUCCCUUCCUCCAUCCACGUCCUCCUCCUUCCCGCCAACACCACGCUGCCUCUCAGGAUGCUGCAUCUUCUCAUGCUCGCGUUGUUUCUCGGCGACGUGGACAGCACAUGUUCUGUAUACAACUCAACUCUCAGACUGGUUCCACCUGAGGUGGUAGAAGAAUAUGGCAGGGAGGUAUCGGUGAACUGCACCAGUGAAAAUGGAAUCCAUGAUGGGAUGUACUGGAAGCACGGAAACAGAGAGUCCAACUUGACAGAGGACGAUUUCACCUCCUGGAGACUGUCUCUGUCCGAGUGGAACGUGACGACGGCCAAGUGCAUCCUGAUGCUCCCCGACGGGUCUGAAUGCAGCGAAGACCUCGAAAUCACUCUGUACAAGAAUCCAGACUCGGUCAACCUGUACCCCACACAGUACGUCAACGACCUGGUGGAGGGCACGCUGUACGAGCUGCAGUGUGACAUCGUCGAGGUGGCUCCCAUCCAGAAUCUUACCGUCCGCUGGUACAAGGACAGUCAGGUGGUGAGGACAGAGACCUUCACCUCCAACACAACCAGAACACCUGUGAGCGAGUCAUCCCUCUUCACGGUCAACAUCAGCAGAGAAGACGACGGAGCCUGGUUCAGAUGUGAGGCUCAGCUGGACUUUGGGCCUCACAGAUCCAAACAACCUGUUCUUUCUGAGCCGCACGUUAUUUCCGUGUACUAUGCUCCUGAGCUCAACGGCACGGCCGAUGAAGGUGUCCACGUGGCCCAGGGCGCUGACGUCACUCUGGCCUGCGACGCUAAGGGAAACCCACCUCCUGAAUUUCACUGGACCCGCGACGGAGUGAAUAUGACGGAAGACAAAAGCUACGUCAACGUUAGCCAAGUGAACACCAACGUGACUUACGUGUGCACCGCUACCAACCGUGUGGGAACAACAACCAAGCGCAUACAUGUGUAUGUGAGAGAAGAUGUCGUGGAAGCGCCUGCUGAUGCCGUGACCCCACCUGAACCUCCAAUUGUUUGCUCCUUGGUGCCUGAUAAAGUGGCGGUGAGGUUUGGAGACCCACUUUCAAUCAACUGUGUCACGACAGCCACAAAUGUGUAUAGAAUGUCCUGGAAAGAGUCGAAUGUACUCAGCUUUCACAAAUCCCCAACUGCCACCUGGAAGAUGGAGAAAGUGGAGGACUGGAACAUACAACCUAAAUGCCAGGUUUCUCUAGUGAGUGGCCACAGCUGUUCAGCAACGCCGGCCAUUACGGUCUAUAAGACUCCAGACGCCGUGUCGCUGUCUGCGCACGCCGAUGGUCUGAUGGUGGAGGACACUGUGAACUUCCUCACAUGUCACAUCGUCAACGUGGCUCCCGUGCAGAAUCUCACGGUGACGUUGUACCGAGGAAACAAAACAGUGAGCACACAUGGGUUCAACUCCACCCUGGUGACUCCAGCCAGCGUGUCCUCACACUUCUCAUUGAUUCCUGUGAGAGACGACGAUGGCGCGCAGUACAGAUGCAGCGCAGAGCUGCACCUCGGGCAACAAACUGUUCCCGCGACGUCUUCAGAACCGUACACGGCUGUCGUUCACUAUGGUCCCCUGUUCACCUGUGACUCUCAGUAUAGGGUUAAAGAGCAUGAUAAAGUCCAGAGAAUGUGUGACCCAGAGGGGGCGCCCACACCCACCAUCAGGUGGUUUAAAGGCGGAAACGAGAUUGGUUCACCUCAGCGCUGGACGAAGCACGACAGCGGGGUCUAUGUCCUCAAAGCAGAGAACCGGCACGGAACAGCCAACCACACACUGUCUCUGGAUGUCUGGUUUGCUCCUGAGAUUAAGGAGGGAAACGUCAGUAUGGAGUUCACCCCCGGUGAGAAUGUGACUUUGGACUGCCAUGCUGAGGGAAACCCCGUCCCUAAGGUCCUGUGGAAGAACACCUCUGCUGUGAAUGUGAUGCAGACCACUGGAGGGCACCAUGGGAGCAUUAGAGUGACAGUAGCCACGUCUACCAAUGCUGGUGUUUACAUCUGCGUUGCCACGAAUGAAGUUGGGACUGUGUCAAGAUCUGUCACACUGCAGAUGAAAGGCCAGGCAUUUGUUCGCAGAUUAUCUUUCAUCCUAUGGCCGCUGCUCGUCAUUUUCAUCAUCUUCUUCUUCAUCGUCCUGUUCGUGCUCUGCAGAUGUAGGAAAAAUCAUGGACAGUACAGCUUUAUUACCGACAAAGAUAUUCCCUUGAUGACAAAGUCUGAUGGGAGCAAAGUUUAGGAUUAUUUACUAUCUGCUGAUUAUGGUAAGAUUAAAUCAACUCUGGGACAAAAAACUAAAAAAUGGCAUGCAUUUUCUGUAUUUUCUUAUUUUUUUCUUUUUAAAUGGUACUGUCCCAGUGUUACAGGGGCGUUUUAACAAACUUUGGGGACCUGUAUUAAACCUAACUAAAGCAAGCUUGUGGCAUCAGGGUUUCCAACCAUGGUGCCACUGGAGUUUUCUGUACAUAGCUGAAGAUGCAUCUCACAAAAUUGUCAUUGCUACAAAACAAAUAAUCAUCUAAUCUCGGGUGGCCUCAUAUUAGCUUGGGGCCUAAUCUGUUUCAAUGUUCCUUACUCUAUAGAUGUAGAAAUGCCUUCUGGGAAGAUUACCAAAAAUAUUUUCCAAGCACAAGUCAUGUUUAUCGCUGUAUCCAUUUUUUCUGUUGUUGUGUUUUACUUGUGAGAUUAGCAUCUUUUUAUGAAAUUGUCAUUGACCUUUUUACUACAGCCUCCGUCACUCUGUACAUUUCGAUUUACGUCAAACUACGGUUGUAGGUUGUCUUCAUUUAACUGGACAAGGCUGCUCCUUUUCCCAGUAUCCAAGCACUGGCAUGGGACAGCUAGCAGCUAAUCGUUAGCACGUCGAUGGCCAUUCCAGGUCCUUCCACUGUCCAGUAACUUCAAAAUAUUUCUGUGUCAAUCCAGGCUAGUGUUGACCUAGUGUUGAUUAAAAUUGGAUGAGCACAUCUUUGAACACCUUUUCUGUCAAAACACACUGUUUUUUGUGUUUUUUUUCUGUUUUUAGGCUGAAUUUAUUGUCAGCUUUACUAUCUUGCAUUGUUAUGCUGUUCAAUUGGACUCCUGCUCUUGUCCCAGUAUGCAAGCACUAGUGGGGAAAUUAUUUAUUGAAUGAGUGUCCUUGAAAAGCAUGUUUAGCUUGUGGCUAGUCGUUAGCAUGUCCAAUCUGAGUCACCCUACCCUCUGUUUACUUGAUAAAUAUCCAAUUCUUUAAGCUGACAGAGCAUACGUUUGGUCUAAAACAUCUUCAUGUUUUUAAUCUGUGAGCCAGCUUACAUUAUUUAUGUGUCAACAUGCAGUAUUAUGCAGUAUUUUGACUCCAAAUCACAUGAUGUGGGUGGGUUAGUCCAUCUUUAACAAAAUUCUUUAGUUAGUAAUGUGUCCUUUCGACUUAAAAGUCAAAUUUGAAUUGGACAAAUGGAAUAAAACAUUAUUUUUUUGACUGACUACUUUUAUUAUCUGUAUGAUUUCACAGUAUUGACGUGACUAUCUGCUCUUGGAUGUGAGAAAACAAUCAUCAAUAAAACAAUAAAUAAACAUCA
Molecule: messenger RNA, 3682 nt
Organism: Solea senegalensis (Senegalese sole)
Lineage: Eukaryota; Metazoa; Chordata; Actinopteri; Pleuronectiformes; Soleidae
Product: hemicentin-2-like
Exons: 9
Coding region: 181-2361 (726 amino acids)
Biological process (GO): cell adhesion
Molecular function (GO): integrin binding
Source: RefSeq, a predicted model, not a curated record